UUAAUUUACAAUUAAUUGUUUAUUCGUGUGGCGGCAUUAAUUACCAAAACACUUACAAGUUACUGAUCUUUGCCUAGUUUCCAAAAGCAGUGUCUCUUCCUGGAAAAGCAACUUUGGCAAGGCAGUCAUUUAAAAAUUGGCGCUAUGUCAAUCUAUUGGCUCUUUGUGCGAGCGUCCUUUCCUAUUCUCCGCUUGCAUCAAUGAAUAUACCGCCAAUGGCUUCAUUAUCUGAACGGAAUCCUCACCUGACAGCUGUUUCUCUGUAGCAAGUGGUCAUCCCUUCACCAUUAAGCAUUGCGUUCUGCCAGUAUGUUCGAGGGAGAACAGCUGACAAGCGAUUCGCGCUUGCUCACCACCCUCAGGCGUGUGUAACGUGUGUCCUGCUUAGAAUGACAGACAGGUCGGUAGCGAAUACCUCUUGCUUUGUUCUGCACAGUGGCUGCCAAUGGGUCUGCCCGCUUCGGUGGUAGCGUUGUCUUUCGGCUAGCUGAUAUCAGAAAAGGCAGACACACCCCAACAGACACGGCGAAACGGUCGAAAUCGGAGCUAUAACUACUCCUGCUAUCUCUUUUUUUUUUUUCGGUGAUACCGUUAGUGUCCUAGUUCUGUCAAUGGGAGGCUACCCACAAGAAGGGUGACUAUAAUGAACCAGUCUACUGAUAGAGACACAGCAUGUCUACAAGUGUGUAAGGGGGCAAUGUGAGUGUUCGAGUGCUGUAAACAAUGAUUAAGCGUUGAGACCAAUAAAAAACGUGGAGAUGUUUUGAUGACAAAAGAGACGACUCGCUGCCGUUAAUGUUUUGUUCGUGGUCAUGUAAAGAUGACGAGCUGUUCCGCAUACUGUACUGUAAUUUACGCUUUAUAAUUAGCUCAAUCUUAUUCUCGAUACUCCUUCGCCCUGUGUUUUCUUGGCGGUCGGCACUGAUUAAAGUGGAAGCAAAAAGAGGCAAAAAGUGUGACAAAGGCGUUUCAGUUAAAAAAAAAAACGAGCGGGCAACAGUUCUGUUUCUGUUGUGUGGAAACGGGCGCCGUGAACAUGAACUGGACUCAGAUCGUAGCUGAUCUGGCAACUUUGGCCACGAUCAUUAACUUCGCUAGUGGAAUUUACCAGGACAGAUUUCUGCGACAGUAUGGCCAUUUACCCCUAAUCAACAGUACACUGUAUGAAAUAUGUCAUCGGAUCUAUAAGCAACAGUCGACGUCGGAUUGUACGCCUAUGCCAUUUAUGAUGGGCAUGCUUUGCUCGUUUCUGUGGUUUCAGUACGCGAUUCUCAAGCCCGACAUGGUCGUGGUAACGUUAAAUGUGAUUGGCUUCACCUUGCAAACGACGUUUUUAUUUUGGUUCUACCUCUAUACGAAGCCAAAGGGUCAACUCAACGUGCAUAUUGGUGCGUUGCUUUUACUAAUUGUGUCUUUCCACACUUGGUUAUUCUACGGGGUAGCUGAUACCGAUUCAGCUAUGCGUACAGCCGGGUACCUUGCGAUCGUAGCUUCUAUCGCGUUUUUCGCUUCGCCCCUUACAUUGCUGGCCCGAGUACUCCAAACCCGUUCUUCUCAAUAUCUUCCAUUACCGUUAAUAUUAUCAUCAUUCACCGUUGGUGUGUUAUGGACCCUCUACGGAUUAUUAAAGCAAGAUACGUUUAUUACCAUUCCAAACGUGUUGGCGUCGUUGAUCACAGCGUGUCAGCUAAUCCUCAUCUGCAUUUUCCCAAGAAAGCCUCUAUGCGAUACACAACGACUCGUAUGAGGGGUUGCGGACUCCUUAUGCCGAGGCAAACGAAGCAGCUGGGUAGUAGUGUAUAGUAAAAAUAAUUAUAUUUAAUGCGUAGAAAAAUCAUAAAGAAAAGAAAGAAAUAGUAAUAUAUCUAGUAACACGAGAACAAGCAGCUACGAUGUGUCUUGAUGACCAUCAAGCACAAAGCAAGUGCCGACCUCCGAAUGCAUUUGAUCGGCUACACGAGACGCUUUGCGAACGAUAGAAGAGUGUUCCCAGAGUCGGAAACAUAGUAUAAAAAAAAAACGUCAUGCCGAAAUGCGUAGAUGUAAAUGUAUCGUAAUGACUAUUUUGAAUAGUGUUAUAUAUACAGUAUGGAUGCAUUUUUAUUUGUGGUUGAUUACAACGUAAACAGUAUGCACAAAAUUAGGUCGUCUACUAAUUAACUUGUGUCUUUUAAUAAGGGAAAUGUGAGUAUCACAAUUUUCUGGUUACUGGGCGAUCUAAAGUUUACUCCGAUUGCGCAAGUUAACCACUUGAGAGCUCAACAUAAAAACGUUUUCAUAGGAGAAUACUUUAGAACAUAGGUUUGAUAAUAAUAAUAGUAAUACAAAUGGCAAUUUUAAUAAAAUUGACACAACGAAAUAGGGAUCUAGUUUUUUGAUAAAAAGUGUGCUUAUUGUAAAAAAUAUAUCCAUUAUGAUUACUCUCGGCAUACUUGAUCUUUUUUUCCAAAUAAACGGAUGCAAAACAGUCGUCAAGCAACACCUUAAAAACACCUAAAAUCUUAAAAUGGGUAAAGAUUCAUGCAGAAGGUGAUACGUAAUACGAGCGGAAACGAGGUUGUGCUGGAAUUAGUGGGUAACUCAGACGCUCGUCUAUUGAUGGAUGGAAAACAAUGCCUUUACCAAAAAGUGGUGGAUCCACAUACUGUAUAGAUUUAGUAUCUUCCAUCGUGAUCAUUAUAGGGUUACUGAUAUACGUAAGGUACAGGAUAUGUGACUUUCAAUUGUAGUCGUCAACACGCAUGACAUAUAGGCCUUUAGAUAGCUUCAUCAAAGUUGUAUUGUUCUUCCAUAGACAUAUCAUUCGAUGCUGGUGUAAAUAGAGAUUCGAAUGUAAAAAAAGAAAUAAAUCAUGAAGGUAGCACGUG
Messenger RNA from Varroa destructor (honeybee mite), 2867 nucleotides. Its product is annotated as sugar transporter SWEET1-like. Lineage: Eukaryota; Metazoa; Arthropoda; Arachnida; Mesostigmata; Varroidae. Gene Ontology annotation, molecular function: sugar transmembrane transporter activity. Gene Ontology annotation, biological process: carbohydrate transport. Gene Ontology annotation, cellular component: membrane. The record is from RefSeq and is a predicted model, not a curated record.